Messenger RNA from Colletotrichum abscissum, 561 nucleotides. RefSeq lists its product as uncharacterized. The transcript is spliced from 2 exons. Bases 1 to 561 code for a protein of 186 amino acids. Lineage: Eukaryota; Fungi; Ascomycota; Sordariomycetes; Glomerellales; Glomerellaceae. The record is from RefSeq and is a predicted model, not a curated record.
AUGAGAGUCUUUUCAAGAGGCGUUGCAAUCAUCGCGAUGGCAGUACUUGCCACGGCUGAGGUCCAAGCCGACACGGUCUACUGUCAGACUGUAACGUCGACUGGUACCGUUUGUCCCACAUUCGUUCAGUUGGCAUGUCUUGCCUUGUCAACCAUCUCCAGCCAAUGCGGAUGUCCAUCGACAGUUCCAACGAAAUCAGUCGACUACCCGUGUGGUGGAAACCCACCACGCGGCUGCAUGGGGACUUCGUAUAUCUACGAGACUGCAACUCCAACCUGUGGGGGCGUCACUUCCACCACCGAGGCUGUUCCCACAAUUGCGCCGACUCCCACUCCCACUACUGCCGGCCUCGAGGCAUGUCCAACGGUCUACACAACAGAAAUGUGUGACAAUUGCAUACGGCCCAUGUGUGUACAGUUGUCGAAAAUCUCUCAGCUUUGCCAUUGCCCAACGCCAGUACCCACCGUCACCGUGAACAUUGACUGCCCCAAUUGCCCUACGGGAUGUGGCACUUACUACGAGUACGAGACUGCAAAGCCGGAGUGCGCUCCGACUGCUUGA